Messenger RNA from Prorocentrum cordatum, 1836 nucleotides. NCBI's taxonomy places the organism in Eukaryota, Dinophyceae, Prorocentrales, Prorocentraceae. The record is from the annotation of a GenBank genome assembly.
AUGGGCGUGGCAGAGCGCCGCGCCCCGGCGCGCCACCACCUCGACGCCGAGGAGGCGGGCGCGCUGCCCCCCGCGGGGCACCGCGGCGGCAAGGCCGAGCGCCUGCUGAGCUGCCUCAGCGCGCGGGAGAGGGCCCUGGAGGACGUGCGCAGGCGCAGCCGAGCGGAGGGCGAGCGAGCCUGCGGCGGCGGUGGCUGGCCGCUGGGCGCCCAGAGCCGCGGCAGGUCGAGCCCGGCGCGGUUGUGCGCAGAGGUGCCAGCGGGCCCGAGGGCGGCCGGGGGCGACAGGGCCCGCCGGGCGUGCCGCCGGCUGCUCUCGCGCGCCAUCGGCGAGGGGCACGUGUACGUGAUCCACGGGCUCGUCGACGCAGGGCUGCAGCUGCCAGUGGACAUCAUCCGGGGCGACGCAGGCCUGGCUGGCGAGGCCGUCCUCUGCGGCCGCGCGGACGUGCUGAAGGCCCUGCUGCGCCUAGGCGCCCCAGCCGACGGCGAGGACGCGAGCGGGCUGAGGCCGCUGCACUACGCCGCCAUGGUGGGCAGCACGGAGAUGAUCACCAUGCUCCAGCGUGCAGGCGUGGAUGCCAGCACCAGGAGCAGAGGUGGCGCCACCGCGAUGCACUUCGCCGCAGGUCGCGGUCACGUCGGCGCCGUACGCCUGCUGGUCAGUUUUGGCGCGACGCCCAGCCCCGAGCAGGAGAAGAGGUUCGCGCCUGCGCACUGGGCGGCCCAGAACGGCCACGCCUCGGUCCUCAAGGCGCUGGCGAGCCUCGGCGCGCCGAUGGACACGCUGGCGCUGUGCACUGAAGCGAAGACGGGCUUCCAGACCUGGGACGCGCCAGUGCACAUCGCCGCAUUCCACGGCCACGUGGCUGUUCUGGAGGUGCUGGCGCAGCUCGGCGCCGCACACACCAGAAACUCCCAGGGCUCCACCGCAGCCCACGCCGCGGCGUGCGGGGGCAGCACGUGCGCCCUGGAGGCGUUGGCCCGACUGGGCUGCCCCAUCGCUGUCGCCAAUCACUUCGGCGCGACCCCUCUCCACUCCGCCGCCGUACGGGGACACGCCUCGUUCAUCCAGGCGCUUGCGAACCGCGGCACGGCGGUAGACACACUGACGAUGACCGAUGAAGAGAAGACAGGUCUUCAAAGCAAGGACGCAGCAGCGCACAUGGCCGCAUUCCACGGCCACGUGGUCGUACUGGAGGUGCUGGCGCAGCUCGGCGCCGCAAACGCCACGAACUCUCACGGGUCCACUGCAGCCCACUCCGCGGCGUGCGGAGGCAGCACGCGCGCCCUGGAGACGCUGGCCCGGCUGGGCUGCCCCAUCGCCGCCGCCAAUCAUUUCGGCAGGACCCCCUUCCACGACGCCGCGGAGCGGGGGCACCUGUCCGUGCUGCGAACGCUGCUGCGACUAGGGGUGGCGUUCUCUGACGUGGCCCAGAAGGCUGACAUGUUCGGCAGGGUGCCGCUGGAGAUUGCCGCCGAGAGGGGCCACGAGGCGGUUGCAGAGUGGCUCGUGAAUGGCAGGCGGUGGGUGGUCGUCGGCGGCCUCGGCGCCGGCGGCAUCGUGGUGCGAGAUGGCCCGAGCGCGCGGUCCGAGCAGCUGCCGGAGAGGCUGGGCACCGGCGCAGUGGUGCUGGAGCUCGCGCUGGAGGCGGGGCGCAUCAACUUCUCGAAGGUGUCGGGCGCGGGUCCGUGCUGCGGCUGGGUCUGCGCGCAGCUGCCGAGCGGCAGAGCGCUGCUGGACGAGUUGCAGCGGGCCCCCCCGGGCGAUAACGGAGAGCCCCGCAUCUUGACAGUACACGUCCUGUGGAUCCGCGGGGUGUCCGCGCACGUAUGA